This is a messenger RNA of Oryctolagus cuniculus (rabbit), 2746 nucleotides long. It is a transcript of the gene CYP2C1, whose product is annotated as cytochrome P450 2C1. Gene Ontology annotation, molecular function: iron ion binding; heme binding; oxidoreductase activity, acting on paired donors, with incorporation or reduction of molecular oxygen, reduced flavin or flavoprotein as one donor, and incorporation of one atom of oxygen. Gene Ontology annotation, biological process: xenobiotic metabolic process. Gene Ontology annotation, cellular component: intracellular membrane-bounded organelle; cytoplasm. Lineage: Eukaryota; Metazoa; Chordata; Mammalia; Lagomorpha; Leporidae. The record is from RefSeq and is a predicted model, not a curated record.
ACCUGCGAUUGCCAGCUCUCAGUUGUCUCAGGAAGAAGAGAAGGUUCCCAUGGAUCCUGUGGUGGUGCUGGGGCUCUGUCUCUCCUGUUUGCUUCUCCUUUCACUCUGGAAACAGAGCUAUGGGGGAGGGAAGCUUCCUCCUGGACCCACUCCUUUUCCAAUUCUUGGAAAUAUUCUGCAGAUAGGUAUUCAAGACAUCAGCAAAUCCUUCACCAAACUGUCAGAAGUCUAUGGCCCUGUGUUCACUGUGUAUUUGGGCAUGAAGCCCACCGUGGUGAUACAUGGAUAUGAUGCAGUGAAAGAAGCCUUGGUUGAUCUGGGAGAAGAGUUUUCCGGAAGAAUCGUUUUCCCACUGACUGCAAAAAUUAAUAAAGGAUAUGGAAUCGUUUUCAGCAAUGGAAAGAGAUGGAAGGAGACCCGGCGCUUCUCGCUCAUGACCCUGCGGAAUUUCGGGAUGGGGAAGAGGAGCAUUGAGGACCGAGUUCAAGAGGAGGCCCGCUGCCUGGUGGAGGAACUGAGAAAAACCAACGGCUCUCCCUGCAAUCCCACAUUUAUCCUGGGUGCUGCUCCCUGCAACGUGAUCUGCUCCGUGAUUUUCCAGAACCGUUUUGAUUACACAGACCAGGAUUUUCUUAGCUUGAUGGGAAAGUUGAAUGAAAACUUCAAGAUUCUGAAUUCCCCCUGGGUACAGAUGUGCAAUAAUUUCCCUAUUCUUAUUGAUUAUCUCCCCGGAAGUCAUAACAAAAUACUUAGAAAUAAUAUUUAUAUAAGAAACUAUGUUUUGGAGAAAAUAAAGGAACACCAAGAAACCCUGGAUAUUAACAAUCCUCGAGACUUCAUUGAUUGUUUCCUGAUCAAAAUGGAACAGGAAAAGGACAACCAACAGUCUGAAUUUACCAUUGAAAACCUGAUGACCACAGUGACUGAUGUGUUUGGAGCUGGAACAGAGACCACAAGCACCACCCUGAGGUAUGGACUCCUGCUCCUGAUGAAGCACCCAGAGGUCAUAGCUAAAGUGCAGGAGGAGAUUGAGCGUGUGAUUGGCCGACACCGGAGCCCCUGCAUGCAGGACAGGAGCCGCAUGCCCUACACGGAUGCCACGGUGCACGAGAUCCAGAGAUACAUUAACCUCAUCCCCAACAACGUGCCCCGUGCAACAACCUGUAACGUUAAAUUCAGGAGCUACCUCAUUCCCAAGGGCACGGCUGUAAUAACAUCACUGACUUCUAUGCUGUACAACGACAAAGAAUUCCCGAACCCAGACAGAUUUGACCCUGGCCACUUCCUGGAUGCUAGCGGCAAGUUUAGGAAAAGUGACUACUUCAUGCCUUUCUCAACAGGAAAGCGAGUGUGUGUGGGAGAGGCCCUGGCCCGCAUGGAGCUGUUUUUAUUCCUGACUGCCAUUUUGCAGAACUUUACCCCGAAGCCUCUGGUUGACCCAAAGGACAUUGACACCACCCCACUUGUCAGUGGGCUAGGUCGUGUGCCACCCUUGUACCAGCUCAGCUUCAUUCCUGCCUGAAGAAGGGCAGGCCACGUGGCUGCUGCUGAGCUGUCAUCUGCAGCUCCUCUCUUCCAGGCACCAUACAACUCCUUCCCCUAUCAUGGGUCCCUUCCCUGACAUAUCCUCUGACAUUUCCUCAUUUCUCAAUAUCCAACCUCCAUUUGGGAGAAUUUUUUGGGGUCUCUUCACAAAUAUGUGUCUACUGUUCCUUAUAUUCUGUGACUCUUGGAAUGACCACCACAUAGGCUAAUUCCUAUCUAAUGCUAAUUUUUUUUUAUGUUAUCACUGUAAAAUUGAGCAAGAUGAUUGGUAUUUGGCAAUUUAGAGCCAUUUCUUCUCUUCCUGUUCUAAAUAGAAGCAUCAUUAAUUGUUGACUCAGUUCUCAGAUUUUCCUUUUUUUGUACUUAAUGUGAAUAACAAAUGAAAAAAAAUUCCAAGAGGUCUUGCUGGUCCUUAUAACGAUAGGCACAAAGAUGCCAAAAGUCUAGGAGGGAAGAGAGCUCUCUUGGCUGCCACCUAGAGGUGCUGGAGUUUGGAUGUGAAAGACAGAAGCUGUGUUCAGAACAGUUACAAGUUGUCAGGGGAAAUAUUGAGAGGAUCAGCCAUAAGGAAGUUUAAAUACUACAGUUCAUGCCCUUCUUUGGUGUUACUGUAAUUGCUAAAUAAUUUUUUGGAAUAUUAUUAGUAUUUGCGUUUUCAACUAAGUUUCAAAUAGGCAUAUAUUCUCUCACAUUGCUAAUCAUAUAUUACGAGUGCUCUUCUCUCCUUCCCCCUAAACAGAAUUUCUGUAAAGGCUCACUAGGCUCAUUAUUUUGUUCCUUUUCACCACAUUAUAUUAUACUUUGCAGAAAUAUAAUGGUAAUUUUAUAUCAUGACCCUAUAAUCAUUAGUUUCAUUUUCUCUCCAAGAUAUACAAACUGAAAAUUUACUUUUCAAAAUGUCAUUUCUUCCUUUUUUCUUGAACUGCACUAAGUGGGAAGUAAAAUCACCCAUUAAGCUUUUCUCAGCUUAUCCACAAGGGAAAACCAUUUAAACAAGGCAUACAUUUGUAAGAAAACACAUGUGUAUAGGUGUACAAUUAUAUGUCUGAUAUUUCUAUAUGUUUUAAUAGGUAAGUACUUACUCAUAGAAUGACAUAUAUUUAUAUAAACACAUGAGAUUAAAAGUGGUUCAUAAAAUAUUGGGUUCCUAUUACACUUAUUAUUAUAUAGCUUGUUGGUUCUUAAUAGUAUUCCAAUAAAA